UGUGAUGCCGUGAGUUCAAACAAUGUCAUAACUGGUAGUAUUGGUCGGCGCGUAGUGCGUCCAGCUGUGGGCAUGUGAUAUUUAUAAGCUCGCCGACACACACUGAAAUUGUACGACCACGGACGUAUAGAGAAUAGUAGUGCUAAGAUGAGCAGUCAGCGCGGCAACACCAGCAGAGCAAGACCACAAAAACACAAAAAUGCAACAGGUUUCUCCAAUACCAGGCAUGACACAAGCAUCCGCACAAAACAGAUUCUUCAAGUGCAGCAGACAGGGCUGUGUGGCAGAUGUAAAGAGAAAAUUGCAUGGAAAGUCAAGUACAAAAAGUAUAAGCCCUUAUCUCAACCAGCUACAUGCACAAAAUGCCACCAGAAAACAGUAAAAAAGGCUUACUACACUGUUUGCCAGGUCUGUGCUGAAAGAGAUGGUAUAUGUGCUAAAUGUGCUCAGAAAGCAGAUAUUGUGGAUCCGUUUGAAGAAGAUAAGCAGAUGGAAGCAGCACAUCAGAGCCAACUUGAGCAGGAACUAAGGCUUCUGACAGAGCGGCAGAGAAGAAGCUUUUUUAGGCUACAAGAACAAGGGAAACUGAAAGGUGGUUCUACAAGUCUUGAUGACAGUUGCAAAGACAUUUCAGAUGUACAGGAGAGAGAUGUCCUCCAUGAUAAUGAGGAUUUAAGUGAUGGUUCUAAUGAUGGUUAUUCCAGUGAGGACAAUGAAAUUGAGCACAUAGAUGGGGACAACAAUUUUAAGGAACAUACCUCAAAACAAUGUUGAUGCGGACAAUGAAAGAUGUUAAAGAGAUUGUAAAGGCGAAAUAAAACUGCUUAGAAUCUUAUUAAGAGUA
Pomacea canaliculata is the source of this 844-nucleotide messenger RNA. RefSeq lists its product as uncharacterized. The transcript has 5 exons. The record is from RefSeq and is a predicted model, not a curated record. The coding region runs from base 148 to 774 and encodes 208 amino acids. Lineage: Eukaryota; Metazoa; Mollusca; Gastropoda; Architaenioglossa; Ampullariidae.